Messenger RNA from Mizuhopecten yessoensis (Yesso scallop), 11697 nucleotides. RefSeq names its product girdin-like. Gene Ontology annotation, biological process: cytoskeleton-dependent intracellular transport; cytoplasmic microtubule organization. Gene Ontology annotation, molecular function: dynein light intermediate chain binding; microtubule binding. The record is from RefSeq and is a predicted model, not a curated record. NCBI's taxonomy places the organism in Eukaryota, Metazoa, Mollusca, Bivalvia, Pectinida, Pectinidae. Gene Ontology annotation, cellular component: centrosome; cytoplasm. The coding region runs from base 289 to 6471 and encodes 2060 amino acids. The transcript has 26 exons.
CUCAUGUCAGCCAGUCGGUGUUACCUGAAAACUGAUAUUUGUGUGUGACAGCGUUCGUGUGUCGGUUAUGUGAAUAAUUCACGUGCUUCUAUUUUGUUUCUGAUAUUAGCGAAUGGAUUACGUGAUUUUUCCAAGGAAAGGAUUACCCUACCAUGUAGUUUCGGUCUUGUUUAAGCUUCGUUAUCCGUCACAAUGGAGUUAGUUUGUAAAAUUCAACAUGUCUCAUGUGAAUUUUACACUUUGUUAAAAUUGAAAAGAAAUGCAUGAUCAGGCAGGCUAAAGCUAAGAAUGGCUGCCGUUAAAAACAUUAUGGAGACUCCACUCGUUUUAUGGGUGGAGUCUUUCAAUCAAGGUAAAUCUAUUGAGUACGCUGACCUGUAUAACGGGACAUUCCUCAACGAUGUCAUGCAACAGAUUGAUCCACGUCCCACCAACCAGAGUGUGAAUCGCCAGGUAGACGAUGUUGAUGCACGACUACAUAACUGGGACAUCCUUCUCCGAAACAUAAGAGGCUACUUCGUGGAGGUGUUACAACAAUUACUUGUACUGAAACUGCCAAAUGUCGGCCUCAUCUGUCGACACCCUGAAAAUGGUAAGUUACCCAUUGUUAGCCUCAUCUGUCGACACCUCGAACAUGGUAAGUUACCUAUUGUCAGCCUCAUCUGUCGACACCCUGAAAAUGACGGUAGUUUCCAGGAGCUUAAGAAGGCGAUCCUCCUUAUCCUUGGCUGUGCUGUCCAGUGUGAGCGCAAAGAGGACUUUAUUGAUGGAAUCAAACGUCUCGACGUCGACGUCCAACAUGCCAUCGUGGAACACAUCAAGGAGGUUACGGAUGAUACUGAAUGUGUGUUGUCUAUGGAACCGACGGAACAUCUGGAGACGUACACGGAAAAGAUGUUCAAUCACUUGACCCGAGUCCUGCGGGAACGUGAUGAUUUGGUUGAGGCGACUAGUGACUUGGUUCAGGAGCGUGAUUUCUACCAGUCGCAGAUACAGGAAACACCCCAGCUCAAUGUGACCCCUCCCACAUCCAGUCCCGACAAACAUCAUACGGUGGUCGAGCUGGCCGAUGCCAAGGCCAGGAUACGAAAGCUACGACAAGAACUGGAGGAUAAACAGGAACUCAUCACAGACCUGAAGGACGACCAGGAGGAGAAUAAAAUCAUUGUCGCCAAAUUACGGAAUGAGAACGUAGAACUGAUUCAGGACGCCCGGUCAGCACGAUCACUUCGAGACGAACUGGACAUCCUCAGGGAAAAGUUUGGCAAAGUGAAGAGCUACGAGAGUGAGAUCACAAAGAUGAAGGAGAAAUUGAAUGAGCUGGAAUUCUACAAGUCUAGAGUGGAUGAACUGCGAGAAGACAAUGCGAUUCUGAUAGAAACCAAGAACAUGCUUCAGGAACAGCUGGACAGCUGUCACAAACGUGUGGAGACUGUCAUCGCGCUGGAAAAUGAGCUCGGACGAUACAGGCAGCAGGUGGAGGAACAGGCCAAGGAACGAGAUACCGAUCGACAGAAGAUACAGAUUCUCACGGAGGAAAAUGCUAACCUGCAGUUUGAAAAGAAAACUAACAUGAAUGAGAGUACGAACAUUGAGAAGGAGCUGGAGUCUGCGCGCCUCAGGAUAGCAGGUAUGGGAGGUUCAUUGUCCAAUCAACUCAACGAAACGACCAACGCCAAGAUUCUGAGACUGGAGUUAGAGAAUCAGCGAUUACUACAGAAAGUUGAGGAGGCUAGGGAAAGUGCACUUAUAGAAAAUACAACAUUGACUUUAGAACUGGAAAAAGAGAACCAGCGAUUGGCCAAGAAGGUCGAGAAACUACAGGAAUCCAAUCGAGAAAUGUCACAGUCACAGAUUGAGUUAGAACAAAAGCUAGACCAGUUCAGUCAUGAGAGAGAACAGUUGUCACAAACACUAGAGACAGUCAAGGAAAGUGCUGAUAGACAGGUUCGAGAGUUAGAACGUGAAAAUGACCACCUGACAAAUACCGUGGAAACUGUUCGAGCACGAAGUGAACAGACCAACGAUGCAAAGCUCAAGGAUCUUGAGCGGGAAAACAAACGUAUGCAUGAAACAGUGAUAGCGAAAAACCAAUUGUUAUCCAAGCUGGAAUUCGAAAAUAGGCAGGUGCAAAAGUCGUAUAAUAAAGUGAAGGCAAGUACAGAUAAGUUAUCGGAAUUAGAAACAGACAGUGCAAAUCUGGAAAAAGAAAACUCGGAUUUACAUAAAACAAUUGCAACUCUACAGUUAACUUGUGAUAAGUUCGAGGAAAUUGAACAGGAAAAUUCUGAUUUCGAAGUUGAAAAUAGGAAACUUAAGAAAAAUGUUGAGUCUCUUCAAAGUGCUUUACAAAAGAUGGAUCAUCUGGAAAAGGAACACAUUAAUUUAACUGUAGAUAACCAAAAACUCCAGAGGAGUUUAGAGUCUCUUCGGAACUCCUCUUCAAAACUUGUUGAGUUAGAAAAUGAUAAAGGAAUGUUGAAUCGUGAAAUCAAGCAGCUCCAAAAAAGUUUGGAAGCUCAGCGUAGCCAGCAGGUCAAACAUGAACAGAUGGAGCUCGACUUGCUUGACCUUGAUAACGAAAAUCAACGGCUGGAGAAAUCACUUGAGAUGACCACCAAACGUCUGCAGCAGCUGGAGCAAGACAACACUGAAAUGGAAAUUGAAAACGAAAAAUUACAGAAAAGUGUGGAAACUCUGAAAGUGUCAACAAAACGUCUCCAUGAGUUGGAGAAAACCAACAUCGAGUUGGAUGGUGAAGUGUCGAGGCUUGCCAAAGACAAAUCUGUUUUAACGAAAGAGAAAAAUCGGUUAAAACAGUCGAUUGAGUUAAAGGAUUCCGAACUGGACGACUUGACCACGAAACAUAGCGCAUUAGAACGAUCAAAUCGUAACCUGAAACAGCAGAUAGAUAGACAGAAAGACACAGCGGCAAGCGUGAAGGAAAGUGAGAAGGAAAACAAAGAGUUACAGCAGCAAUCUAACCUCACAAAGCGGACUCUAGCAGCACUCCGGGAGGACCUGGUGAAUGAGAAAGUAAAGAGCCAACAGAUGAAGAAUGAGAUGGACAGACUAACACAUGACCUUGAGCGCGUCGGCAUUAAUAAGGAGAAAUUAGUUAAGGCAGAUAACUCUCAGGACGACAGUCGAUACAAAGCCCUGGAAAACAUGAUGGAGGAUGCUUUGAAGAAGAGCAUGGAGAUCAAAGAAGAAAAGAUCCAUGCCCUUGAGAGCAGACUGGAAGAGUCCAAGAAACGUAACAUACGUCUCCAGGACGAAAUGCGUCAGCUCAAGCAGGAGUGCGAGUCACUUAAACAGCGGUACGAGGAGGAGUCGCACAGCAGGGACAGACAUGACAGUGCUUCACGCUUUAGUCAGUCUGGGCGGGCCAACAACCCAACCAAGGAAAUGUUUGAAGUGAAGGACCAUCUCAUACAGGUGGAAAGACAGAAUGCCACCUUUAUGGCCGAAAACAAGAACCUGAAGUCACAGACCAACUCGCUGAAUGCUCAAAUCCAGAAGUUAGAGAGUCAGAACUCGAAGCUUCAGAACCAGUCGUUGACCCUGCAGGACCAGUUCACGUCGCUUCAGUCCCACAAUGCCAAGCUUCAAGUGGAGAACUCUACGUUGAAGUCGGAGUGUUCCACGCUACGGUCCCAGAUGUCCACCCUGCAGUCCCAUUUGUCACAACUGGAGGGGGAGCAUAAACACCUUCUGGAGAACCAGGAGGAGCUACAGAUUUCACACGAACAAUUGGUUCAGGACCACGAACAACUACAACAGUAUCAUGAACAGCUUGCGUCGGAGUAUGAGGGACUCAUCUCUGAACACGGUUCACUCAAAUCAGUGCAUAAGUCUAUGAAGGGAGAAAACAAAGAGCUAAAAGACCAGUUAGAUGCAUUCCUGCAGGGUCGCGAGGACGUAUCGCAUGUUCGGGAUCGUGCCCAGCGUGAGAAAGAUGCCUUACGGUCAGAGAUACAGUCUCUGGGAGGAGUGCAGAUGGAGUACGAACACCUACGCGAGGAACACAGUAAGCUGCUUAGUAAACACGAGCAGCUGUGUAAGAAUUAUAGUGACACGGCAGGCGAAAACAAACAUCUGAAAACCGAGAACAACACAUUCCUUACAAAGAACGCCGAGCUUAAAACUCAGUGUGAUGAGUACAGGGAACAGUUACAUUCCAUGGAAAUCGACGUCAACAGUCUCGCCCAUAAGUAUGAUACUCUGUACCAGAUGAACCAGAAGAUGGAAGAAGACAACAAGAACCUGCUGAUGCAGAUCCAGUCUCUUCUCAACUCCAACCAUGAGCUGUUGUCACAGAUCCUAAACAGCAAGGAGCACUUCGCCGAGGAGGAGAAGUCAUACCUAGAAAAGAUGUCUGACUUACGACGACAGAAGGAAAGACUUGAAGAAAAGAUCAUGGAUCACUACAAGCGACAGGAAGUUUCUAAGAAAAAUAGAGGUCUGGGGGCAAGAAUAGCAAGGAGAGCAGCGAAGAUAUUUGUAUCAAGGAACCGAGAGCGGAGUAAGAGCAGAAACAACCUGACCAACAUAGAUAACAGUCAAGACAACACAUCACAGGGAUCUGGUGAUGUCACAGCUGACCAUGACUCCAGGAAGUCAGAACGGAAAUACCAUCGACAUGGUAGUGCAGAGAAUCUGCUGGAAACUUCGGCCCUGUCUAAACAGAGUCGUAGUCGCGCAAAAUCUACCACUGCUCUCAACCUAGAGGCUGACAGUAGCGACCAAUCUGUCAGAGGAGCCAAAUCCAGUGACAACCUUGCGGAUUCUAUGCGUAGCCGUGGUGACAAGAGUUCAAGCAGCUUCUUAAGUAGCACUACGUUGCCAGGCCUGGGUAAACCAACCAGUUUCUCCGAGGAUGACGAUGGUGGAUUCCGUUCAGCAAGCACAGCGGAGGGUGGCAACGACAUGCUGACACUGGAGGAGUUUCUAGGGGAUUUGAACGAGGAUGGCAAGAGUAAGUCAAUAGAUUUCAACAAGAACAAGGAUGACAUUGAGUCGAAGAGUAGCGAGAAUUCAGAUAACAGUUUCCGACAGAAGCGGCAGGCACCACCGCCACCUGUUACCAACAACCGUUCAAUGCACUCGAUCCCUGACGUGGCUGCUGUCUCGCACCCAGAUCUAAACUUGUCACGUAUGUCUCGCAUCUCCACAGGCAGCAGUGGGAGUGGUCCGGAGAGCCGACCCGAAAGUUACGGACAGGCAACCCCUCCACACGUAAAGCUUCCCGAGACAUCUACACCCGCACAGUACAACAAUGGCAGCCAUCAAAGUAACUCACUUGAGGAACUGAAUCAAUUUUCUCCAUUUCCACGGCAACAACAGCCACAUGACUUCAGGAGAAACACGCUGGGUUCAACACCGUCCACGGCCACAAGAACUCUUCAGUAUUCUAUGUUAUCAUCCCCCGGCCAAUCAGGAAACUCACCAGCUAAUCGAUCAUCCAAUCAAAACAGAGAGCUGCCCCCCACCCCGUCAGAGGCGGCCACUGACAGACUCGACAGACUCACAUCUCUCAGUCAAUCUUCAUCCUCACAUAAUAACUCUGUCAUUUCUAAUGCCUCAAACUUCAGUGAUAUGUCCAAAAACAAUAGUGCAUAUUCUCCAAAGGACAGUUAUAACUACCAGUCAUCUCAGCAGCAUUUGGCAAACAAACCCCCCACCCCUCGAGGGUACCAAAUCCAGGCCCAAGGGCCAAACAGGGCCCCUCCUCAUCCUAGCCAGGCAGGAAUGGUAAGGAGUAGACAGCCCCCUAUGGAUGGCCAGCCCAGUCCUCAGCAAUAUUCACAUAAUGGUCCUGUGAGACCAGUUCCCACCAGAGACGCUAUCAGACAUGUGCAAAGUCCGGGUUCACGGCCGAAUACUUACCAUGAACAAAAUACAUUCCAAAAUAACAGUUCAGGUGUAGGGGAGAACCGGACAAGAAAUUCAGUGGAUUAUUCUCCGGAAAAAUCUAGUGUUCACAGUAACGGACCAAUCGAAGGAAGCCAAGAGCAUCAUUAUGCACGUGUGCAGAGAAUAGAAAGACCUAAGUCUGUUCCUCCAAACAUUUUUAACCAAAUGCAAAUGCAGGCUCAACAGCAACAGGCACAGCAGAGUCAGAGACAGGACCAGGGGCCAAUUUACUCACAGCCACAGAAAGGUCGGACGCCGCCAGUGCCUCCCCCACGGAGGAAUCGCGAAGUGAUAGCACGUGUCAGUCUUGUACGAGAACCGGGUCAGAUGCCUUCUGGGCGUAUGUCUGCCCAACCUUAUCAGUCCUCGGGUGCCAACUCGUCAAACGGCCCUAUCAAUAAAACUUUGCCAAUGGGGGGCAUGUCACGGACAGUGAACCCCGGGGUGAAGUCCUCACCCUCGAGUACAUCAGCGGCCCCACGACCAAUGAAAGCUGAGGAGAAUGCCACAGAACCUAACAAAAACGCACUAUGGUACGAGUAUGGCUGUGUGUGACCUAAACCACAGUCCUGUCACAUCUACCUCAUCGUAGACGCUUUCUAACGUCUCUCAUAAUCCCUUUACAUUGGCAUAGAGUCAUCUUAGUUAAAUACGAUUUAUAAAUAUUAUAACAGUAUAUUCAUAAUUUUUUUUAAAGAACUUGUUACUUCGUUAAAAAUGUUUUUUUGUAUCAAAUGCAUUUGAAUUUAGCACAUAACACACUAAUGCUUACAACCUUUUGUAUGGCGUGGCCCAAGAUGCACUGUAAGUAUAUAUAAAGUAGAACCUCAUUUCACCUGAUGAAUUGGUGUUGUGAAAAAAUCUUGAAGGAAGCGUUUGUUUUGGAACAGGAAAAUACAUCGCUACGCAACUCCUGGAUAUAAAAUGUAAGGAAAGCAAGGUUUCAAAUUAUCCUAGUUCUGACUAAUGAGGUUCCACUUUACUCAGUAUGUAUGAAAGCAUGAAUUUCCCUCUUUCUGCUUUGUUUCUGUCAUUACAAAAUAUAACAACUGUAUAAUAUUUGAUGCCUAAGGACAUUUUAGACCUGUCAUUAGAAUGAAAAUUUACAUUAACAAAUUCUUCAAAAUUUUAUUUAUUUUUACUAAAGAAGCUCAGAAAUGACCAAUUCCUGUACAAUGGUCUUCUGAUACCUUAAUGAUAACCAUUUUCUCUUUUAACAGGACUAGGGAAGCUCGGUGAUAGGUGGACAUUUUAAUCCUAUGCAUGUGGAACGGUGUAGUUGUCUCCCUUUGCCAGAGGCAGAACAGGCUAUUUAGUAUCAGGUGUACUUUUGUGUCCAAGACUGUGAGGCCGACUGUUCGCCAGGAGGCGAAUCCAAGGGCAUUAAAUGUGGAAUGUUCAGGAAACUAACCUGUUUGUUUUUGACCCAUUGGCCUUGACCUUCAUUGCAAUUUGUCCUUGACCUUUAUGUGAUGUACAAAGGUCAUGUUGUCAGAUCAACCCGCACCUGUCCACAAGCAUGUUGUCGGCCAAUCAGAUUCACAGCCACAUGUUCACUUGUUCAGGAAUUGCUCAGCUUUGUGUCAUUUGACCGCAUGUCAUAAAAAUCUUGUACACACAACUUUUCGAGAUUGGUUAAAGUUUGUUACCAUGUACAUAUGAAAGAGUGUGAGCUUGAAUCUGAUUGGCUGUUGUCUAACCCUUCACCUUACCUUAUGCUUACCUCCCCUGUUAUGUAAACGAUGCACUGUUAACAUAAGACUCCGCCUUAUCCAGUCUCUCUUGAAUUAACUUUUUCAAAUAGUUUAAGUUUUAAAUUAUGGCAGCCAUUUUGAUUGGAGAUUCAGUCACAUUGUCAUCGUCUUCAAAAGCAAUAUUUUUACAAACACUUUGUCUCUGGGCAGCCAUCUUGACAGCUGAUCUGUGUCAUAUCACAACACUUAAUCUGUGUCAUUACAACACUUGAUCUGUAUCCUUACAGUACUUGAUUACUAUGUAUGUAAAAUCCUCUUGUGGCAUUUAAUUUAGUGACUGUACAUUGUUGACUGCAUUUAAUUCAAAAAAGUUCAUCAUUGAAUCAAUAUUGAGGUUAAGAUGUUAUCAGAGACACCAACUAUUAUGUCUAAAUAAAAAAAAUCAUGAAGAAAACAAGUUUUUAGAUAAAAAAAAAAUUGAUUGCUUACCAUAUUCAAAUGUUUUCUUACUUUGACCAAAGUCAGUAUUUAUAUAAAUGCUUAACCAAACUCAUGUAUUUUACAGUGGGCAUUAAAACAUGUGUAGAAGUUACUUUCUAAAUUUUAUAUUAAGCUGGUAAUGUUAUAUUAUUUUGAAAAGCAGAAUUUCCUUCGGAUAUGGUUCUUGUUUAAGCAAUCUUUCGAUUAUUGAAAAUAUAUUUUUCGAAAACUGAAGUGUUCGCUCUGAUAAGGUUUUACGAUAUACAAAUUGUCUCUUUAACCACACUGUAAUGGCACUAGUAAUUUAAAGCAGAUUUUUGUGGCCACCAAUUUCUCAUUAUCAUUGUUUCUUUAAGCAAGAGAAAAUGCAAUCUAACCAUGAUUUAUUAAGAGAUUCACUCUGAAGAGAAAAUCACUGUCAGUAAUUUUAAAUUAAUAAGAAAGCAGUCUAUUAGUAUGCUGCUGGCCUGGAACAGAUUUUUUUACCAAUUUUUCCUUUAUCAAGUUGUCAAGUCUGAUUUGUUGAUAUUUGUGGCAUUUAUACGAUAAUAUUUCCAACAAAUUUACAUUGGAGUUGUUUUAAUCUGGAUUCAUUUGUUUAGCUCAUGGAAAUUUUAAUUGGCAAUACUUUUAUAAUUAGAAAAACUGAAACCAAAAUUCAUAGAUACUGGUAUUCAAAUGAUCAAAUGUGAUAUUAUUCACACAUACUACAAAGUUUUUGUUUAAUCCGCCUGAUGUACAUGCCAUGUUUUUUUAAAGUUUAUUAAUUAUAGAAACCUUCUCCCUUACAUUAUGUAUUAUUUACCUAUGUAAGAACAUUCCAGUGGGUUUAUUUUUCAAGUCUGGAAUUGCAGAAAGCUUUAAAAUAAAACUUAACUGUCGUUACCAAAAAGUUCUCAUUUGUCCCGUAAACAUUGCUAUAGUACAUCAUUCAGGGAGAGCUGGACAGGUCACGAUGCAGGAGCGCUUAAAUUAAAAUAACCUCCGAAUGUUCUGUGUACGAAUGUACCACCAAACCAAUGGAUGUCAUUCCCGACUAAAGACCUUGCCAGUCAAUGUAAACAAUGUGUCUGUCAUAAUGUUACCAUGGUUACCAUGCUAAUGAGAUUGUUAUGUGUUACCAAGGUUAGCCUUGAGUUUGUAUGUUAACUUAUAAAUGUAGUACUUUUGUAAUAUUUAUAAAAUGAUCUUUGAAAAACAAUUGUCUUAUGCACUUAUCUUACAGCGAGCCAUUUUGUCCGUCCUACAACCAAAGGUUUAGUAAAGCUUCUACGUUUUUAGCUGUCUCCCCAAGCACUAGGAGUCGGCUCUCUCUGUGAAAGUUACGUUGGUAUCGUCUGUAUUGAGCCGUCUCCAUUUAGUUUGGGUAUAUAUGUGAUGAAUUUUGUUGUGAUAUGAAAGUAUUUUGUAAUUUGUACAAAUCUAUAGUUACGUACAUUAUUUUGUAAAGUCUAUGUGUUUACACUACAAGCCAUUCCAUCUUUUGUAUAGUCCCAUUUUCAGAGUUAUUCAUCUGUUACAUCCCCAAGACCCCUUAAGCAAUCCAGCCCAGGGACUCCCAUAUAAUCCCCUACCCAGGGAACCCACUUUCCUCCCCCUGGGACCCAUGAAUAUUCAAUUUACAGUGAGGGCUUAGUGUACAUUUUCUAUAGUCUUGUCCUGUACCUCAAUUUCAACCAACGCCUCAAAGGUCAAAGGUCAAUCUGGUGGUUUUCUGUUUUAUGACGGUGGUCUUCAGACAGAUCACCAUACUGGUCAGUGUAGACAGGUUUACCAAUAGUCCGAUUACUAAAGUGAUUGUUUAGACAGGUUUUGUUUAGACAGGUUUUCAAGUAGUCAGUUACUUAAGGGUUCAAUGUAGGAAAUUUUUCAGUCAGUUUAGCAAGGUUUAUCAUUAUAAGGUGUCCAUUUAGACAGGUUUAUUGAGUCUGCUCACUAAAGUGAUUUGUUUAGACAGGUUUUCCAGUAGUCAGUUACUCAAGGGUUCAGUUUAGGCAUUUUUUUCAGUCAGUUUAGCAAGGUUUAUCACUAGGUGUCCAUCUAGAAAGGUUUACCAAUAGGCCGAUCACUAACCUGUCCAGUGUAUACAGGUGUCCAUAUAGUUUAGGCAGACUGAUGUGUUGUUAUAUUCAAAAUUGAAUUGAUAAAAAGCUGAUAUUGAAAUGUGCCUUGAUUUACCUGUACAAUUGUAAUUUGCUGACCUGUUCAAUAUCAGCCUGACCUGUGAUCUACACCCUCACACCUGUGUGCUACCUGUACAUACCUGGGAAGAACAGCAUACCUGUGUUUUCGAUAGUCACCUGGCCCUACUUUCAGUCACAAUCGUAGUUUUGUAAAGCUCCUUACGUUGAUGAUGCAGUUUUUCAUGAUUUAGUAUAAAUGUUUCAAGAAUGAAAUUGAUGUUUUUAUGAAUAGAGCACUACCCAGUAGUGAUUUCUGAAUAUAGAUUCAAAAAAUCACUUGCUGUUCUUUUCUGUGUAUGUUUAUUUAUAUUUUGCAUAGAUUAAAAAUCUAUCCUUGCUGAUAAAUCUGAAGCUGGCUUCUUAAUUUUAAAUUUUAAUUGGUGAUCAUAUAGAUGUUAUCUUUUAUUUCAUGAAAAAGAAAAGUGAAAAACAAAGUCCUAUUUAAAUGAAAAUAAAAGCUUAGUUGCAUUUACAGUCACCAAAUUCUCAAACUCUUUCAAGAGUUUUAACAGAAAAUUAUACUUACAACAUUCCAUCCAAAAAACUUGUUACUGACCAAACUUGUGUAUAAAGAAUGUCUAUAACAUGUUAAUUCACCCCUGUUCUCUUACAGAAAUGAGCUUUGUACUGGUAUCCCUCACAAACAGAACAAGAUCAAUCCGUCCGUCCAGUCCGUCUCAAUUACCUCCCUUUACUAUAGCUACGUUACUGAUAAUAAUAUUGUCAAAGCACCUUAGACAUUUCUUGGAAUAAUCUAAUUGGGAGGAAUGAGGUUUUCUUUCUUUUGAGGCAGGAAAGUUGGAAGUAUUACAACCAUAUUUUAUGUAUUCAAAUGGCUGUUGUAACAUAGCUAAAUCUUGCAUUUAAAUUUGAAAAUAAGUUGGCUUUUUAUUUUCAAAGACACUCAGCUUCACUUUAACCCCUGACUUCACUUUAAAACACUCCCCAAACACCUGACUUCACCCUUCCCCCAACUUCAUGCACUCCAACCCCUAAUGAAGUUGUGCAGUCUUUUAUAAGUUAUCAGCAUACAUAUAUAUAUGAUGUUACAUUGUUAUAUAUAUAUAAACUAUUAUAUCAAUUUAAAUGUGAAGAACAUCUUUACAUCAAUCCUGCCUUUUUUACAUUGAAGAUUUUUUGCUUGUAUAUUUUUGUAACAUAGUCAUUAACUUAUAGUACACUGUUAACAAGAUGCUUGAAAACAUUAUCAGAUCAAUGUUAAACAGAUGCUUGAUACACAUUGUGAAAUCAUUGUUAACAAGAUGCUUGAAUUACAUUAAAUCAUGUACACUAAGAAAUGUUCCAUGUGGCUAUCAGUGGAAAUAUUUCCUGAAAGAUUAUAAUUGUUUUGCAAUAAUUUAUUACAUGAACCACCACAGUUAAUACCAAUUAACUGAAUAGAAUUAAAUGUCAUGAAACUAAAA